Pecten maximus is the source of this 1308-nucleotide messenger RNA. RefSeq lists its product as uncharacterized. The transcript has 5 exons. The record is from RefSeq and is a predicted model, not a curated record. The coding region runs from base 42 to 719 and encodes 225 amino acids. NCBI's taxonomy places the organism in Eukaryota, Metazoa, Mollusca, Bivalvia, Pectinida, Pectinidae.
AAUUGAAUCCUUAGUAGGCGAGUCCAUACAGUCGCUGAACGAUGGAUUUUCUUCCUCUGGCCCUGCUGGGAAUUCUGGCGUUCUGUGAUGGUGUCCUGGCAGCACGCGACAUAGAUGAACACGACAUCUUCUUCGGACCUAAUACCCCAGGAAAUGGUGACGGCAAUGACUGGUUACCCCCGUCACAACAGGAGUGUGAACACUUACAUGUCGAUAUACGCCCGAUGACCUGUUCCGAUUUUUUCACAAGAAUACCCAGAUCCUCUGCCUUCCUUUGGUUUAUAGAUGCAGCUCAUUUUUUACUCUCCACCGAUCAAUACUAUUUCCUGUGGCGUGAGCUGGCACAAAUUCCAAUCCCAGAGAAAAUUCCAGAACCAGUCUCAACUUCCCGGGAUUGUAAGACAGAAUCCAAACUGUUGCUAGGAUACUGGGAAGAUUAUGGCGAGAUCUGCUGGAUAGUAUGGGCAGGAAGACAAGAUGUUCGGUGCGCAGAAUGCGUAAAUGAUUACUGCUGUAGAGAAUUUAACAAAACUGAACCCAACAGUCUGUUGCCCCCAACUAGCCGUUGCAAACUGGGUGGUCAUACUAUACAAAAGUUUAUUGUGUACUGUGCAUAUCUUUACGGAAACCCCUAUGGCGGCUAUUUCAUGAUAAAAUACACAUACCUGCCAUCCUGUUGUGAGUGUAAAAAUGACAUUUGCACGUCAAACACUUAUUAGAAUUAAAGACACCUUUGAACAUUACAUACAUUGGCAAGGUCGGACUAAAACAUCAUCUGUAUUAAAUGUAACGCACACGGUACUUACUUGUGUAUCACUUGUUUAACGACGUUUUUGGUAUAUUUGUGACAGAUGGUUUAAUUCAUAAUAAACGAAUGCUAGACGAUGUAUCUUAACAAAGCUCGUUAAAAGCUCGACACUCGGCAUAUUUGAUGUCAUAUAUGGCCUCGGAAAUUUGUUAUAGGCUUUUUUUUCUUGGUAAAAAAUACAAGUAUAUAUAAAGUAAUCUUACCAUUUUUUGUUAGAACAAACAAAAAGAUAUCGUGAUUUACAUCACAAACCAUGCACCGCUAGGAUAAUGCACAAGGAUGGUCGACAAAUAUGGCACCCUGUAAUGGCCAUCAAUGGGGAGAACAAUAAAAUAAAGAUCGACCUUGCUAUGUAGAGUAUUGACUGGGCAUUGAACUUGGGAAACGACAAAAGGCGAUGAAUACCGAUCUUGAAUCCACACAUUGAUGUUUUAAAGCUGGGCAAACAUUAUCUAGACAUUAUACAUUCUGUUGCUAAUAAAAACCAUAUUUAAACGAGU